ACUGUUUGAAAGCUCAGGCAGACAAGCCUAAAAAUGUAACUUAGAAAAACUAUCCUAACAGCAAACAGAGCGGUGUGUGAUGAGGUGCUGCAGACAAACAUCAAGAAUAUCAAAUACUGGAGACAAAUUGACCAGUUCUAAUUUAGGGCUGCCCUUGACUAAAGAUUUUUAUAGUCGACGACUUGUAGUCAUUCAUUUAAACCACUAGUUGACUAAUCACACGUUUAUAUUAAUUUAAACGUAUACUUGGGGUGGGGUAUAAUUUCAUACAGAUUACAUAAUCAGAGAGUAUUUCUUUUCGAUUUGUAUUGGUUAGUUUAAAAAUAGACAUUCCAAGCUAUAGAUAUAUUUCUCAUGUCUGUGAGGCAAGAAGCUUAAUACUAUCGGUUCAUUUUUGUGACGCGCUUCAGCUUCCACACUCUUCCACUACUAAUAGCACAUACUCAUCUUGGUUAACAUUAGAGCCACUUUACAAAAGUAAAGUUGCUACUACUUGCAUGUUGCAAAUAAGCUAGCCUAUAUUUGAGGUUGGUGAAUUAUCGGCAAACGUUAGGAUUUCCUGCCCGAUUUACUGUAAUUGUAACCACAAGGACCCACUGUUAAUGAUCUGUCCCUCAUGGGCUGUGAGACUUUGCCACUUCCUGCAUAGUUUUUUUUUUUUCCCUGUGACUAACUGACUAAUACAUUUGGGGUUUGACUAAGCUUCUUCUCAUCAACUAACGUUUAGUCGACUAUUGAGGGGGAAUGUAGUCCAUAUGGCUAGUGCGAAAUUAAAGUUUUUCACUGAAAAUCCUGCCCUAAAUUUGUGGUCACUCACCAUUCACUAUCUUUGUACAGAUAUUUCACUAUAUAGAAGAAAGUCAUACAGUAAAUGGCUGUAAACUGCAAACAGACUGUCAUUUUAUCAUUUACUUUAAGACUUUGGCAUACAGUGGUUUGUGUUUUCUGAAAAUGCAAGGCCAGAGUCCACCGUUUCCCAUCUUAUCUCUUAUCACUCUCUCAUAUUGUAGCAGGGCAGAUAAACUAGAAAGCCAAGAUGAUUUCUAUUCACAAAAACAGAAACUCAGAGGCAUACUCGGCACACGACGUCUUUUCUGGUAAACUUGCUUUAUUCUAGUUUUACCAGUUGAGUUGCAUGGGCACAGUAGGCUUUGUGGGUUAACCGAGGUACAUAAGCAUGUUUAGGGAUUACGCAGUCAUGCACCACUUGAUCUGACUGUCUUUUUAAACAAACAGGUAUAGGUGUUUAGUUGAGAGUAGGAAUUAGCUAGUGUUUUAUUUGUUUCUUUUCACUUAAUGGACAAUGGACACAUAUUUUGUGGACAUCUUGCGUUCUCGCCUGCUUCAUGGUGGUGGGGAAGGCUCUCUGGACAGGCUCCUCCCCUCUGUCAACACCAGCCUGUCUCCACGGAAACGAACCACCAGCCAAUGCAAAUCGGAGCCUCCACUGCUGCGGACCAGUAAGAGGACUAUCUACACAGCCGGACGCCCACCGUGGUACAAUGAACACGGGACCCAGUCCAAAGAAGCUUUUGUUAUUGGGCUUUGUGGAGGCAGUGCCUCAGGCAAAACAACAGUUGCUCGUAAAAUUAUCGAGGCUUUGGAUGUUCCUUGGGUCGUUCUUCUGUCAAUGGACUCAUUCUACAAGGUUCUGACGGCCGAACAGCAGCUGCUGGCUGCUAAUAAUGAUUACAACUUUGACCAUCCAGACGCCUUUGAUUUCAGCCUGCUGGUUCACACUCUCCGCAAACUCAAGCAGGGCAAGAGCGUGAAGAUCCCGGUGUAUGACUUCACCACGCACGGACGGCAGAAAGAAUGGAAAACGGUGUAUGGGGCCAGUGUGAUUAUAUUUGAGGGCAUCAUGUCAUUUGCAGAUAAAGAGCUGCUGAAGCUGCUGGACAUGAAGAUCUUUGUGGACACAGAUUCUGACAUCCGGCUGGUACGGAGGCUCAGGAGGGACAUCACAGAGCGAGGCCGGGACAUUGAUGGAGUGAUCAAACAAUACAACAAGUUUGUGAAGCCAGCCUUUGAACAAUACAUCGAGCCCACGAUGAGACUGGCAGAUAUUGUGGUGCCACGUGGUGGCGGCAACAUGGUGGCCAUUGAUCUUAUAGUGCAGCAUGUACACAGUCAGCUGGAGGAGAGAAAGCUCCGCUGGGAUAUGGCGGCACUAGCGUCAGCCCAUCAGGCGCAGCCCCUUCCACAGACUCUCAGUGUUCUGGAGAGCACACCGCAGGUCCGCGGCAUGCACACCAUCAUCAGAAAUAAAGAGACCAGUCGAGACGAGUUCAUCUUCUACUCCAAGAGGUUAAUGCGGCUCCUCAUCGAGAGAGCGCUGUCCUUCCUUCCAUCUCAGGUCCACAUUGUUCAGACCCCACAAGGAGAGGAUUAUGAGGGCAGAACCUUCCAUGGGAAGAGGAUUACGGGCGUGUCAAUUCUCAGGGCGGGAGAGACCAUGGAGCCCGCGCUUAGAGCCGUGUGCAAAGACGUCCGCAUUGGCAAAAUCCUCAUCCAGACCAAUCAGGACACAGGAGAGCCUGAGCUGCACUACUUGCGUCUACCCAAAGACAUCGGCGCAGAUCAUGUGAUCCUGAUGGACUGCACUGUGUCCACAGGGGCGGCAGCCAUGAUGGCCAUCAGAGUGUUGCUGGAUCAUGACGUUCAGGAGGAGAAGAUCCUGCUGGUGUCUCUGCUCAUGGCUGAGAUGGGUGUUCAUUCCGUGGCCUACGCCUUCCCUCAGGUCAAAAUCAUCACCACCGCCGUCGACAAGAAGGUCAAUGACCUCUUCCACAUCAUCCCUGGCAUAGGAAAUUUUGGGGAUCGUUAUUUUGGCACGGAUGCACCUCCAGACUGGAGUGACGACGACAUGGAUGAGCCCAGCUACUGAGACGCCCUCCUCACCCGCUGGACGCUUCUGUAACGUACUGAAGAUCACAUCACGCUGACGCCGGGCUGAUAAUCAUGUCUGAUAUCUGUACAUUAUAAAAUAUUUUUAUACUUUUUUGCACUGCCCAAACUGAAAUGUUUUAUGUAAGGUUUUUAUUUGUGAAGGUUUUAUUUAUGAAGGUUAUUAUAGUUGUUUUUAUGUAAGUUAUUUCCUGUGGUUUAAAGUGUGUAGAGUUUAAUUCUGAAGCACAUGCUGUUGUUUUAUUGCCUUACAUGUGUUUGCUGACACUUUUGCAAUCUGUUUUAGUAUUUUCGGCAUGUGAAGUCUCAUCAGCAAACACAAUAUGUCUGGUUGUCAUGGGAUACAGCAUGUCACUUUUACUCAGUUGCAGCAGUCAAGCUUUCUGAGAGUAAAAUAAGACUGCCUUGCUACACUUAGACGGUGAAUUUCUUUGAAGGACCACUUCGUCGGAAAAAAUGUGUGGGCGUAGCUUUGUUUUAAUCUUUGCUUUCUGUCUCGCUUUACCUGCAGACGGCUGCUGACCAAACCACAGGCUCUUAACAAUUACACUUUCACAACAGACAACUGAAUUCUAUAAUAUGGCUCGGGCUUUAAAACUUUUGACAUUUUUAUAAAAUUUUGCACAAUUUCUGUUGGUUUGACAGUUAGUUUAGGUAUAAGAUGUAAAGGUCUGUUCAUGGGUUGGAGUUGCAGGGCUCAAUCUAUCAAACACAUAAGCAUGAACGAACAAUCGGCAGUUGUUGAUUUUUAGGUCAUUUAAAGUUUUAUUUUAGAGGUUUAUAAAACGGCACGCAUGCUGUGUUAAGAAUGACCUACAUGUUUCUUUCAUCUGUCCAUCGAGUCUAUAGCUGCCUUUACCAUAUAUGGCUCGGAUCUGCUCGAUGUUCGCUGUCUUGUCAAAAACGCAUACCACGUACAAGAGAAACUAGCCCACAGGAAGCGUUGGUGUUUGGCCUAAAAUUUAGGUUUAAUUGUGUUUGGUUUAAUCGUUUUACCCCACUGAGCACUUUGAGAAAAUACCUAGCCUGAAGAAAUUAUUUCAUCAAAGAAAUAUGAUGGGAUUGUGUGUGUGUUGAUUGUAUGAUUUACUCUGACUUGUAAUUUAUAUUUGAAGUUUACCAAAAAAAAAAAAAAAAAAAGUAAUUAUUGGGUUGAAAAAUACUAAACUUUAAAGACGAACAAUAUUGUAUUAAUAUUAAAGCACUGAGAUCUGCAGUGAUAAUGUCAAGGCUUAGUGAAUGUAUACUGUGACUUUUGUCCCACAACAGGAAUAAAAGUCUAUGAUUUAUUUAUGUCAUUGCUUUGUCAUUGCACACUUUCUGAAAUACUUGAUUUUGAUUGGUCAGUCAGAUAUUUAUGUGUAAUAACUGUAACCGUACAUCUCUUGAAUCCACAAUCUGUUUCACCUCGCAUAAUAAAAUCAAUUUCAACUCAA
Megalobrama amblycephala (Wuchang bream) is the source of this 4343-nucleotide messenger RNA. RefSeq names its product uridine-cytidine kinase 1-like 1b (gene uckl1b). The transcript has 15 exons. Gene Ontology annotation, cellular component: cytoplasm. The coding region runs from base 1304 to 2887 and encodes 527 amino acids. NCBI's taxonomy places the organism in Eukaryota, Metazoa, Chordata, Actinopteri, Cypriniformes, Xenocyprididae. The record is from RefSeq and is a predicted model, not a curated record. Gene Ontology annotation, molecular function: ATP binding; kinase activity.